GUACGUGCAUUUACUUAAUAAUCAGAAAUUAAAUAAUGUUUUUUUUUGUGUAGACCAAUGACUUUUAAAUAUUGGAAGAAAAGACAUGCCUUGUUCUCUAAGUUCGACCAAGGCAUUCUGUUGGACGAGGAGAGCUUUUACUCGGUCUGUCCCGAGUCACUUAGCUUGUACAUGGCGGAAAAGUGUGGCCAGGUGAAAGUGGCUGUGGACCCGUUUUGCGGCGCCGGCGGAAACAUAAUUCAGCUUGCCCGACUGUUCGACAAAGUCAUUGCAGUAGAUAUUGACGCCGACAAAAUAGUUAUGGCCAAGGAAAAUGCUGCUAUUUAUGGCGUACUGGAAAAGAUCGAAUUCGUUGUCGGAGACUUCUUCAAAUUGGCUAAUCAGAUAAAGGGUGAUGUUAUAGUCACAUCGCCGCCAUGGGGAGGUCCAGAAUACAACAAACUGGAUGUUAUCGGACCGUUAGCUUUGUGCAUGGAUAAGAUUCUGGAAGUGGGGAAAACGAUUGCCCCAAAAAUACUGUUACACCUUCCCAAAAACCUUGAUAAAAAUGAGUGUUGGAAAAUGUGCAACGGUGUUGGGGCCAGCCUUAGAAAAAUUGAAAAUGUCUUUAUAGACAGAUACCUCAACUCAACGUUGAUGUAUGUCCGGUCCAAUAAUGUAAGUUAUAAGUCACUGUGUAUUUAA
Molecule: messenger RNA, 684 nt
Organism: Metopolophium dirhodum (rose-grain aphid)
Lineage: Eukaryota; Metazoa; Arthropoda; Insecta; Hemiptera; Aphididae
Product: trimethylguanosine synthase-like
Exons: 4
Coding region: 58-684 (208 amino acids)
Biological process (GO): 7-methylguanosine cap hypermethylation; 7-methylguanosine RNA capping
Cellular component (GO): nucleus
Molecular function (GO): RNA cap trimethylguanosine synthase activity
Source: RefSeq, a predicted model, not a curated record